AUGCAUUCCCUCGCAACGCUCAUAGCGCGCGCCUUCCUGCUUUUGCUCUUACUAUCGUCGGACACAGUUUUCCGACCUAUUCAUGACUGCGUGGCGGAAGCCGCUGCUGCAAGCUCAUCGCCGCCAGUAAGGCGACAAUGGGCGGUUCAGCUGCAUGACCCUACAACAGCGGAGGCGUAUUCUCCGGAGCAAGCUGAGGAGUAUGCGAAGGAACAUGGGUUCUUCUCACUUGGGCAGGUUGGCGCUUUGGAUGGGUAUUUCCUGUUCGAGGUGGAUAUAUGUCAUGCCGACGGGGAUGAUGGGGACACAUGCGCGGACGUCGCCCCUGACGACAAUGAGGUGGGCAACGAAGAGCAGCCACCCCGCCGCCGCACCCCAGACGAGAUGCACACCCUCCUCCUCGACCACCCCAGCGUGCGGUGGUUCGAAGCGCAAACCCCUCGCCAACUCCACAAACGGACCAACAACAAGCCGGAUUUUCUUAAAUUCCCGGACCCACUCUUUCCCCAGCAAUGGCACCUCUACAACGACGGCGUGAACGGGGCGUUCCCCACCCACGACAUCAACGUCAUGCCGGUGUGGGUCCGGGGGAUCAACGGAAGCGGCGUUACCGUCUCGAUCGUCGACGACGGCGUGCAGUUCGAUCACCCUGAUUUGCGCGACGCGUGGUUCGAGGAGGCCAGCUAUGAUUUCAAUCUGAGGAACACAAGGCCGUUGCCUGAGACGGGCGACGAUAAUCAUGGGACAAGGUGUGCGGGGCAGAUUGCGGCGGCGCCGAACAAUGUGUGUGGGGUCGGCGUGUCGUAUGGGGUGCGACUGGCUGCUCAAAGGUUGAUUGGGAAUACGACGACGGAUGCAGUUGAAGCGCAGGCUUUGAACUAUCACUUUGAUGAUAUCGACAUCUACUCGUCAUCUUGGGGCCCGGAGGAUGAUGGGGAAUCGUUGGACGGGCCGGGAACACUCGCCACGGCGGCGUUGGUUGCUGGGGUAACGAAAGGCCGUCGCGGGCUGGGGAACAUCUACGUAUUCGCUUCGGGGAAUGGGGGUAUGGAAGGGGACAACUGCAACUUCGACAGCUAUGCCAACUCGAUAUAUACUGUGAGCAUUGGCGCUAUCACGAAUAUCGGGGAUCUGCCGUACUACGCGGAACAGUGCUCCGCCCAUUUGGCUGUUACGUAUAGCGGGGGGCAUGGGCUGGCGAUUACGACCACGGACGCUGGGCCGGGAGCGCCGUGCACUUCCUCGCAUUCGGGGACAUCGGCUGCGGCGCCCCUUGCAUCAGGCAUGAUUGCUUUGAUGUUGAGCGUCAGACCAAACCUAGGCUGGCGCGACGUCCAACACCUCCUCGUCACCACCGCCAAACCCAUUGACGCCAAGGACGAAGGCUGGGCCACCAACGGCGCCGGCCGCCCCGUCAGCCACAAAUACGGGUUCGGCUCCUUGGACGCCACCCUCCUCGUCGACGCCGCCGAGAAACACACGCUCCUUCCCCACCCGGCCAUCAAGGUCGUCAAAACGUCCACGGCGCCCGUUUCCAUCACGCCGAAACAGUCGUUCAUUCAAUCAGCAACCACAUCGAUCGACGUAACCUUGGAGGAUACCGCGGGUCUCACAUCCUUAGAACACGUUCAAGUGACCGUCCGUCUCCGCCACCCACACCGGAAAUUCCUAACCAUAAAGCUCACCUCCCCAUCAAAGACCGUCUCCUACCUCGCCGCCCCACGCAUCAAAGACGAGUCGAACGCCGGUUUAAACCCGUGGACGUUUAUGACCGUCCACAACUGGGGCGAGAACCCGGUAGGGAAAUGGACGUUGCAGAUCGAUGACCUGCGCACGGGUGACACGGACCCAUACACGGGCGAACCUUUCUCGAGGGGAGAGCUGCUACAGUGGACGCUUGUGAUGCAAGGGACGUGUGCGGAGCGGGAUGUGGUGGUAACGCCGGGGCAGGUGCAGGCAGGUGGACGGACGUGUGUGCAUUCGGUGGAGGCGGAUAAACGACAGCGGAAUGUGAUUGGGCUGGUGUUUUUCGGGGCGGCUGUGAUGAUGACGGUUGGCGGAUUCUUCUUCUGGCGACGUACCAGGGGGCCUGCCGUCGUUGGUGGCGGCGGCGGAUGGACGAAGCUGGACACUACGGGUUCAGCCGGCGACCUCGAAUCGCCGACCCGCACGGGGCCGCUACCCACCCUGAACUACUCGUAUCUCGACGACAUGCGCUCACCUGUCGACAUCGAAAGCCCCGCUCCACAACCGCCCGGCGCGCGCGAAUUACCCACAAGCAGCUCCGGGAGCGGGUUCCUGCGCUCGCUGUCCAUCGAGAUGCUGAAUGUGCGGAUGUCCCGCCCGGGCGAGGCGUUGCCGUCGCCCAAUGUCGCUACAUUGAACAAUCCGCCGUUGCCUGCUCCUGAAGCGUCGGAGGGCUCACCUAGUCGGAGCUCGGUUACGAGCGGAGGAUCCCCAAACCAGUACCUCCGCAACCCGCAGGGCCUAUUACCGCCCCCGCCCCCACCACCCCAACGCCCAGAAAACCUAAACCCAUCCCGCUUCAACACCCCCCGUACCGAAUACCUCAAACGCCCCGCCACGCCUUCAUCCCCGUCCGCGCCGUCCCCAUUAAGCAGAUCAUGGACACCCUCGCCUUCCACCAACCCAAUUGCUACGCCCCCGCGAAACAGCACCACCGCUGCGCCCCCGCCGCAGAGAGUUCCGAUCCUCAGCGCCCCGCCGGCAUCGUCUAAUAGCUCGUCGCCGAAUCUGGAGAGGAAGGCGGUUCCAUCGGUCGGCGGUGCGCCAACCUUUGGCACUGGAAGCUCGACCCCGCCGUUGAGCAGAUCGUCAUCGCAACCAAAUUUGAAGCGAGCAUCGAGCGCCGAGCUGCUGAAGAAAGUCAAGGAACGGUGA
Molecule: messenger RNA, 2901 nt
Organism: Fimicolochytrium jonesii
Lineage: Eukaryota; Fungi; Chytridiomycota; Chytridiomycetes; Spizellomycetales; Powellomycetaceae
Product: peptidase S8/S53 domain-containing protein
Exons: 2
Coding region: 1-2901 (966 amino acids)
Biological process (GO): protein processing
Cellular component (GO): Golgi membrane; trans-Golgi network
Molecular function (GO): serine-type endopeptidase activity
Source: RefSeq, a predicted model, not a curated record